Molecule: messenger RNA, 2166 nt
Organism: Lycium barbarum (goji berry)
Lineage: Eukaryota; Viridiplantae; Streptophyta; Magnoliopsida; Solanales; Solanaceae
Product: auxin-responsive protein SAUR68-like
Exons: 1
Coding region: 463-903 (146 amino acids)
Biological process (GO): response to auxin
Source: RefSeq, a predicted model, not a curated record
UUAAAUGAAAGAAAUGCAUCAACCUCUUUGCCUAAAACUAGACAACCAGCCAUGUACACAAUUCCAAAGGUCCCACAUUAAACAGCAACACAUGAUUUUGCUUUGCCUAACUAACUGAGUGUGGCAACUUUAGCUACAAUCUCAAUAAACUGCUUCCACGAGCCACAUCAAUCAUCAACCAGACAGCUAGUAAUCAAACGUUUUGAAAGAUCACAUACAUUCAAUCUUAGCUUAAUCCACAAAUUUAAGGCCCCAUAUCAGCAUGACUAACGGACAACAUCAGAUGGAUUUGCCUAAUCGGUGAGUGGAAAAAAUUUCAACUCCAACUCAAAUCCUUCUCCAGCCCCUAGUAUAUAAAUAAUCCCCCUUCUAUAAGCCUUUUCAUCAUCAACCACAAGCAUUAUCUAUUCAGCUAUCAAGCGUCUCUAACUUUAUUGUUUCCAAUCUUCAAGAGAAAAAACAAUGCUAAGUGCUAAGAAACUUAUCAAGAUGGCUAGGAAAUGGCAGAAGUUUGCAGCCAUGCAGAGGAAGAGGAUUUCACUUCCAAGAAAUAGAAACGAUGCAGACAGUUGUAGUACAUCUUCAUCAUUUAUGGCCGGAAAAGGCCAGUUUGUAGUGUAUACAACUGAUCAAAAGCGCUUUGUGAUUCCAUUGGCUUAUCUAGAAAAUGAGCUCAUUUUGCAACUUUUAAAUAUGUCUGAAGAAGAGUUUGGUCUGCCAAGUGGCGGUCCUAUUAAAUUACUGUGUGAUUCAGCCUUCAUGGAGUACCUUGUUUCACUAAUCAAGAAAGGUGCAACAGCUGAAGAUCUUCACAAAGCAUUGAUCCUCUUGCUUAGUUCAAGUUGCUCUUCAACUUCUUCAUUGCACCAAGAAUGGAGAAACCAGCAACUCCUUGUUUGUUGAGUAAUGUUCAUUAUCUUUAGUAAAUGAUAGCUCAAGAUAGAUUAUCAGAUUAAAAGUAGGUAGUUGAAAGUGUGUGUACAAAUGGAAUCGAGAUUUAUAUGAAAUUUAACCAGAUUGAAAUCUUUCAUUUCUCAAUUGGUGAUUGAAAACUUCUAGCAUUCUCAUCUUGGGAUGGCACUAAAAAGGGCAGCGCGGUGCACUAAGCUCCCGCUAUGUGCGGGGUCCGGGGAAGGACCAGAUCACAAGGGUCUAUUGUAUGCAGUCUUACCUUGCAUUUCUGCAAGCGGCUGUUUCCACGGCUCGAACCCAUGACCUCCUAGUCACAUGGCAGCAACUUUACCAGUUAAGCCAAGGCUCCCCUUCUAUAUAUAAGAAAUCAAGUAAUUGCCUGGAGUGGUUUAUUUAUGUAGACUCACAAAACCAUAGUUAUACAAUAUGCAUAGCUAGAAAUGAAGAAAAAAGCAAGCUUCAAUUUCGAAUAAAUUAUAAACCACCUGUACUAUGGCCUAAUUGGUCCAAGAACAGAAACUGCAUUCUUUGUAUGUCUAAUAUUUUUCUCAAAGGACCUCUCUCCAUGGAACAAAAAGAAGUACAAGUAAUUUGCACAUGUGUGCAACUUUUUAAACGUUUAUCUUGCGCUCAGGUUCAAUUUCUUUUAAUAGAAAUAGUAUGAGAGAAAAAGAAGCAAUAAAUAAAGAAUGAGAUGGUGGAUUUUGAAGUCAACAUAUGUGAACCAUUGAAUUCUGAAAUUGUAUUAGCUGUUCGAGCAAUUCUGUUCAAGAAACUAAGCUGAACAAGCCCUUUUCUCACACUGCACUCUUAUCCAUUAGACAAGGUGGUAUCUAAGUUACUUUAUGCUGGCCACAGAGGUCUUUGAGACACCUCGGACGUCAUAAUUUUUUUAACUCGGGCCUGAUUUCGCCAUUUUAUCUCUUUCUCACUUCUUUAUCAUCAUUUUUUGCUUCAACCACGUCUAUUGAUCCACACAAUUGAAAUACGAUGAAUUUCAUAAGAUUGAGCAGAAAUACAUACUAAAAGAACUACAAAAGUGUAAGUGAACGACACUGAAUAAGUGGUAAAAUCACCACUUAUCCCUUUACGUUGUCCAUUUGGGUACUUUGUAAAAUGAGCAUUUGAGUAUAUAACUACAGAAACUAGUAUGAAGAAGGGGAACUAACAAAUCACAAGAAAAAAUAAUUUUGUUUCCGUGAAGCAUGAUCAUUGCGAAGUCAUUAAAAUAGUAGCAUUAACCUUUUCCAUGAA